Trachymyrmex cornetzi is the source of this 4045-nucleotide messenger RNA. It is a transcript of the gene Pfas, whose product is annotated as phosphoribosylformylglycinamidine synthase. The transcript has 9 exons. Gene Ontology annotation, cellular component: cytoplasm. Lineage: Eukaryota; Metazoa; Arthropoda; Insecta; Hymenoptera; Formicidae. Gene Ontology annotation, biological process: purine nucleotide biosynthetic process. The record is from RefSeq and is a predicted model, not a curated record. Gene Ontology annotation, molecular function: phosphoribosylformylglycinamidine synthase activity. Bases 204 to 3935 code for a protein of 1243 amino acids.
AAUCUUUCGCAAUCCAUAUACAUAAUGAAAAACAAGAUUAAAUUAAAAAUGUCAGCUUUGAAAGUGAUCCAUAUCGUCUGUGCUUAUCACCAAACAACAGUAGAUACGUAUUAAAGCAUAUUAGAUAUUCAUAACCUUAAAUAGUUUCUGCGUGUCCGUUACAUGGUUCCUUAGUCCAUCAUCUUUUUUACAGACCAUCGAAAAUGAUCUUGAAAUUUUUUAAGACGCCUGGUCUAAAGACAGGCCAACUGAAAAAUAAACUACAUAAGGUAUUGCAAAUCGAAGCCUCAGUGACCAGCCUUGAGACCGAAUUGUGUUAUUAUGUAGAAACAGAAUCACUAGAGGAAGAUGAAGUGCAAGUAUUAAAAUGGAUCUUGUCACCUCUCUUAGAAGGAGAAUGUUUGCGAUGUGAUAGUAUGUUCAGUGAUACUCAAAACCAUGUUAUUGAAAUUGGACCCAGAUUGAAUUUCUCCACUGCAUUUUCUACCAAUGUGGUUUCUAUAUGCAAAACUGUCAAAUUAAAUAAAGUAAAAAGAGUAGAAGUAGCAAUCAGAUAUUGCAUUAAACAUAAAAGAAGAUUAAACGAAAAAAUAGAAAACGCUAUUAUAAAUGUGUUGGGAGAUAGAAUGACAGAAUAUAGAUAUAUGAAACCUAUUGAAACAUUUGAUCAUGGUUUUAGACCAGAAAAAUGGUUUGAAGUUGAUAUAAUUAAAAAAGGUAGAAGUGCUUUGGAAGAAGUUAAUUUUAAAUUGGGUUUGGCAUUUGAUGACUGGGAUUUAGAUUUUUAUACAGAAUUAUUUCUUAAAAAAUUAAAACGGAAUCCAACCAGCGUAGAAUGUUUCGAUCUUGCUCAAUCUAACAGUGAACAUAGUCGCCACUGGUUCUUUAAAGGACGCAUCAUUUUGAAUGGAAAAGAAGAAAAACAAUCUCUGAUUGACAUGAUUAUGGAUACGCAAAAUUACUCUAAUUCAAAUAAUGUAAUAAAAUUCAGCGACAAUAGCAGUGCGAUAGAAGGAUUUGAGAUUCCUGUUUUACGUCCUAUAAAUACUUAUAAAUGCAGUAACUUCCAUCUGGAAAAUAUCAAACAGCAUCUUAUUUUUACAGCAGAAACACAUAACUUUCCAACUGGCGUUGCACCUUUCAGUGGCGCCACAACAGGUACUGGAGGUCGAUUGAGGGACAUUCAAGGAAUCGGUAGAGCUGGAUAUUACAUAGCAGGCACUGCUGGUUACAGUGUUGGUAAUCUCUGUAUUCCAGCAUGUAAUAUUACAAUUCUAGCAAAACGAGGUAUGAAAGUAGCCAAAAUUGGUGGACCUGUUUAUAGAAUUGGUGUAGGUGGAGGUUCAGCAAGUUCCAUGGAAGUGCAGGGUGAUAAUAGUAUGGAAUUAGACUUCGGUGCUGUGCAACGGGGCGAUCCCGAGAUGGAGCAAAAAUUAAAUCGUGUUGUGCGUGCGUGCGCAGAGAUGGGUGAUAGCAAUCCAAUCCUUAGUAUCCACGAUCAAGGUGCUGGUGGUAACGGAAACGUUUUAAAAGAGUUAGUGGAGCCUGCCGGUGCUGUGAUCUUCACAAAGAAUUUUGAUCUUGGGGAUCCUAGUGUAAGCACGUUAGAACUUUGGGGUGCAGAAUAUCAGGAGAGCAAUGCAAUUUUAUGCAAAUCAGAAGACAGCGUGUUACUGAAGAAAAUUGCUGCACGUGAAAAAUGUCCGAUUAAUUUUGUUGGCAUUGUCACUGGAAAUGGGAAAAUUAUUGUUUCUGAGGAAGAAAAUUGGGAUAUUUCAAAAUAUCUUAAUUACGAGGAUAAGAAUCUAGAUAGCAGUAAGCAUCCAGUGAAUCUAGAGCUGGAAGUAAUUCUUGGAAAAAUGCCACGCAAGGUUUUCAAAUUACAUGAUAUGUCGGUACAGAAAUUUCCAAUAAAUCUGCCUGAUGGAUUAACUGUACUUAGCGUGUUGGAUAGAGUUUUAAGGCUUCCUUCGGUUGCUAGUAAACGGUAUCUGACGAAUAAAGUAGAUCGUUGCGUGACUGGCUUAGUUGCUCAACAACAAUGUGUUGGUCCAUUGCAUACUCCUCUGGCAGACGUUGCUGUGACAGCCAUUUCGCAUUUUUCUACGAAAGGCAUCGCCACUUCCAUUGGUGAACAGCCAAUUAAAGGAUUAGUCAACGAUGCAGCCGGCGCUCGAAUGACAGUAGCUGAAGCACUUAGCAAUCUAGUGUUUGCGCAAAUUUCUGUAUUGCAAGAUGUCAAGUGUAGUGGCAAUUGGAUGUGGCCGGCAAAACUUCCAGGUGAAGGUUCAGCACUAUACAAGGCUUGCUCAGCAAUGUGUUCUCUAAUGAAGGAACUUGGGAUUGCGAUCGAUGGCGGUAAGGACUCACUUAGCAUGGCUGCACGUAUCAAUGAGGAUAUUGUAAAGGCACCCGGCACUCUCGUCAUAUCUUGUUAUGCACCGUGUCCUGAUAUUUGUCAAGUAAUCACUCCGGAUCUCAAAGCUCCCAUUAUAGGACGACAAGGUUGUCUGCUCUUUAUUGAUUUGUCUUAUGGCAAGAGUCGGCUUGGAGGAACUGCUUUGUCUCAGGUAUAUUGUCAAUUAGGCAAUGAUGUGCCGGACAUCGAAGACGUGCAAACUUUCAAGAACGCCUUUAUUGCUACGCAGCAGUUAAUAGCCGACAAAAAAGUUCUCGCCGGUCAUGACAUUAGCGAUGGAGGACUGAUUACAUGUCUUCUAGAAAUGUGCUUUGCUGGAAUCUCAGGAAUCAACGUUAAUAUAACUCAUAAACCUGAUUCUGCUAUUGAUGUUUUAUUUUGCGAAGAGCUUGGUUGGGUAUUAGAAGUCGAUGAAAAAUACCAAGAUGAAGCAGUGAAAAUGUUACAAUGCUACGGAGUUCCAGUAUUUUUAAUCGGAAAGUCUGUAGGCCUUGGAAUGAACUCUGAGGUGGUCGUUAAAGUUCGAAAUGAAAUUGUAUUAAGCACUACAGUAAUUGAUUCAAUGAGCAUUUGGGAAGAAACUAGUUAUCAACUAGAACGCCGUCAAACAAAUGUCACUUGUGCAUUAGAAGAAUUUUCCCAGCUAAGAGAACGAACUGUUCCAGCUUAUCGCUUAGAUUUUGAUCCUGCUAGAUCUCGUCCAAUACUAAAGGAUAUAGCAGAACGUGUUAAGGUAGCCGUCAUACGUGAGGAAGGGAUUAAUGGAGAUAGAGAAAUGGUAGCUUCUCUGUUGGAAGCGGGCUUCGAUGUCUGGGAUGUUACAAUGCAAGAUUUGCUGGAAAACCAAAUUAUAUUGGAAGUCUUUAGAGGCGUUAUCUUCCCUGGUGGUUUCAGCUUUGCCGAUGUUUGUGGUUCCGCAAAGGGAUGGGCAGCCAGUUUCCUUUUUCAUUCAUCUUUACGUGAGCAAUUACGGCGAUUUGUUGCUCGUGAAAAUACUUUCAGUUUGGGUGUUUGCAAUGGUUGUCAAUUAAUGAGCAUAUUAGGCUGGAUUGGCGACGAAGAUACUAAAGACGGAGAGAGAUCAGGAAUUUGUUUGGAUCAUAAUCUCUCAGAAAGAUUUGAGUGCAGAUGGGCCACUGUUAGAAUUGAGAACUCGCCAUCAAUUAUGUUAAAAGACAUGCAGAAUAGUGUGUUAGGUGUAUGGGUGGCUCAUGGAGAGGGAAGAUUCACUUUUCGCGAGGAAGUUCUGAAAACUCUUGAGCAGAAUAACUGCGUAGCAAUCAGAUAUACGGAUGAUUAUGGAAAUCCAACUGAACGCUAUCCUAUGAAUCCGAACGGUAGCGUAAAUGGAAUUGCUGGAAUUUGUUCUAAAAAUGGUCGGCACUUGGCAAUGAUGCCGCAUCCGGAGAGGUGUACACAAAUGUGGCAAUGGCCUUGGAAACCAGCAGAAUGGAACUAUGAAGCCUCACCAUGGCAACGACUUUUCGACAAUGCAUAUACGUGGUGCCAAGAAUAAAAUUAGGGAAUUCGAAUCAAGUUCAAUAAUAUAUUUAAUCAAAGAACUUUAAUUCCAUAAUACAAUUACCUCAUUUACUUUAUUAUUGUUCACUUUUACACUUGAUACAA